AUGAUGCUAAAUACAGAGGGCCUCAUUGGCUGCUUACGGGGCCUUUGUACUGAAGGUGAAGGGGAUACGAGUGAAUGUUUGGCCCGUUUUAACUGCUGGCUUCAGAGUUCAGCAGAACUGGCCAAGAAGGAGCUGUUAAUGCUCUGUUUCGGUCGAUGUAAAGGCUUGUGGAUGUUUAUAGAUGAAAACUCUGUCGCUCUAGUCCAUAAACUGGUCCUCAAGUUGAAGAACCUGCUUUCUCUGGUCCACCUAGUAAAGAAACAAAGUGAGCCUCUACACUCCAAACAAGGAAGAAGGGCUUCAUAUAUAUGGGGUUGUUGGAAACAAGAACAUCAUGCCAUGAGGCAACACAUCCUGCUGGGCCGCCUGGUGCAGUGGUGGAGCAUCACAGGACUUCUGCCCAAGUACCCAGAAGCCCAUGAGCUGAAGAGGAUAUCUCAGAUGUGGCGUGAGAUGGACCACAAACAAAGGAGAACAUGUCUGCAGUUGAGCAGUUAUGCUGAGGAUAAGUACAGAUGGAGUUCUCUUAUUCAGGGUAUGGUAGCUCAUAUGGACAAACAACACGGGCCUAUAUGGGUUUCAGAAGACUGUGCCUACCAGACGUACCCACCACCAUCUCUAGAAGCUUUACUAAAGCUAGUGCUGCUGCCUAAUAUUGACAUGGUGUCCGUCCAAGCCAUUGUAAUGUACUUUGUCCUGGAUGUGUCUAACUUCCUGCAGUGUAAGGAUGAUCUCCUGCAGUCAUUCUGUCAUGUUUUCAGUAUCUCAUCUGCAUUUUCCCAACAGAUUUUUGGAUUUUGGCUUCUAGAUCACGGAUUAGUAACAGAUUCAAUGGAUGUCUUAUUGAGCCCAAGAGCUUGUCCUCCAGCACUGUCAUGGCACCACUGUGCUGUUCUGAGGACCUUACUGAGGACAGGAGAGAAUCAAGCAGCACUGAAGUAUCUAUACACCAUCACACCAGCCAUGGAGAACAUUCACGAUAUCAAACUCUGUGUGGAUGUAUUAAUACAGAACAAAUGUAUAUCAGCAGCCUGGGCUCUGCUCAGAGGACUUCAUGAAGAUGUUCAUUUGUUCAAACACUUCAUUCAUGUCUGUGAGAAUCGUGGGAUUUGUAGUCAUACAUUGGCCACACUAUGCGAGGGUAUGGCUCGUCUCCAUUUGACGGAAAGCCAAAAUAUGCAGUCCAAUGAAGCACAAACACGGAAUCAAGAAACAAUAGGUCAAUGUCCAGUAAGACCUGAACCAGGUAAACUAUGCUCAACUAUUCAUCUCAAAUAUACUGUAAGAUGUUAUAUAUAGUCCUCUUAUUCUGUGUAAAUGAUGGGGUUUCAAGGACAAACUCCACGUCCACUGUCUGCAUGGCUGUACCAAAUGGAUGACCAACUGACCCCUGGAGAUUUUGUCAGGAUACUCAGACAAUCUAUUUCUGAAAUAUGUCCACUACCAAAGAA
Molecule: messenger RNA, 1451 nt
Organism: Rhinichthys klamathensis goyatoka
Lineage: Eukaryota; Metazoa; Chordata; Actinopteri; Cypriniformes; Leuciscidae
Product: protein ELYS-like
Exons: 11
Coding region: 1-1299 (432 amino acids)
Source: RefSeq, a predicted model, not a curated record